This is a messenger RNA of Andrographis paniculata, 1813 nucleotides long. RefSeq lists its product as uncharacterized. The record is from RefSeq and is a predicted model, not a curated record. Bases 451 to 1596 code for a protein of 381 amino acids. The transcript has 6 exons. Lineage: Eukaryota; Viridiplantae; Streptophyta; Magnoliopsida; Lamiales; Acanthaceae.
CGACAGAAAAUGCAACAGAAUUGAAAAUGGGCAGUAGCAGAAAUUCGGGGGGAGGCAAGGCCACUCAUGUCCCUUUCAGUGGGGUGGGGGCAAUAAUUCAAAACACUUCCCAUGCGCCAUCAAGAACACUCGGAAGAUAAACUCAAGAAAAUCAAGAUUUCAUUCCAUUCCCUCUCUUUCUUUCUUACCUUAGUUAGCCUAGUUUUUGGGAAAUUCCCUUUUCCACCUCACUCCCUACCCCCUCCUAGACUUUAGUUUGCUUCUUUCCCACUCUUGAUUUCAAUCAUUCAUUUAUUGCCCUCUCACUGUCGCCCCUUUUCCGCUUUCAUAAUUCCAUUACCUCCUCGACACCAUGGAUGACGCUGAGCGUUGAAUAUUCUUCUUCAUCACAGUUCAGAUUGAGCGUCCAGGUUUGGAUCUUUGACCCUUUUUGAUUGCGGGACGCAACAGAUGGGUGGGGUGACGUCAUCAAUGGCGGCCAAGUUCGCGUUCUUUCCACCGAGUCCUCCGUCGUAUAGAUUGGUGCACGAUGAAGUUACAGGGCUGCUGUUACUGAGCCAAUUCCCCCACCGCGAAAACGUGGAGAUCACAAAGCUGCCGACGCGGCGGGGGUCGGAGAUAGUGGCUAUGUACGUCCGCCAUCCGAUGGCGACUUCAACUGUCCUUUACUCGCACGGGAACGCCACCGAUUUGGGGCAGAUGUACGAGCUUUUCAUCGAACUCAGCAUCCAUUUGCGCGUCAAUCUCCUCGGGUAUGAUUACAGUGGAUAUGGGCAGUCAUCUGGGAAGCCGAGCGAGCAGAACACUUAUGCAGACAUCGAAGCUGCUUUUAAGUGUCUUGAGGAGAAUUAUGGUACAAAGCAGGAAGAUGUGAUUCUGUAUGGGCAAUCGGUCGGGAGCGGGCCGACUUUGGAUCUAGCUGCUCGUCUACCACGCUUACGUGCCGUCGUUUUACAUAGCCCGAUACUUUCGGGUGUGAGAGUAAUGUAUGCUGUUAAGCGCACGUAUUGGUUCGACAUCUACAAGAACAUCGAGAAAAUCCCGCUCGUCAACUCUCCCGUCCUCAUCAUCCAUGGAACUGCUGACGAGGUCGUGGAUUUUUCGCACGGGAAGCAGCUGUGGGAACUUUGUAAGGAGAAAUAUGAGCCGUUAUGGAUAAAGGGCGGGAGUCACUGCGACCUCGAGCUCUACCCGGAGUACGUCCGACAUCUGCGGAAAUUUGUGUCGACUGUGGAGCGGUCGCCGUCGCACAGAUUCAGCAGUCGGAAGAGCACCGAUCAUCAAUUCGAUCAUGCUCCCGCUCGGAAGAGCACCGACAUGUUCGAUCAUGCGGCGGCUCCGCCGAGGAAGAGCACGGACCGGCGGGAGAAGCCGAGGCGGAGCACGGACAAGCACUUGCUCCAAACGGCGGCGGCGGCGGCAGCACAGCAGCAGAGUGUGGAUAAGUUAAGGGUGUCGUUUGAUCAAAUCGAAAGGUCGAGGAGGAGCGUCGACGGGAUGGAGAAGUCGUGGAAGAUCGCUGCGGGGAUGGAACAUCAUCAGUUCGAAAGAGCUCGGAAAAGCGUGGAUACGAUCGACAGGGGUAAAUUUUUGUAAAGCUUUUUGUUUUGGUUUGGUUUGGUUUGGUUUGUUGAGUUGAUAUGUUUAUGGUAUAAUGAUGGUACGGACAAUGACGGACAGUAUGGGAAUGAAGGGUAUAUACAUUUCAUUACGUACUUUCGAGAGCUCUCUCUUUGUCUGAAUUGUUGUUGUUCUGUAAAAGCCAAAGUAUUAUUCAUGGAAUUGGUUAGGGUGUCUUUCUUAUACUCCUUCA